Zalophus californianus (California sea lion) is the source of this 1764-nucleotide messenger RNA. RefSeq names its product RUS family member 1 (gene RUSF1). The record is from RefSeq and is a predicted model, not a curated record. NCBI's taxonomy places the organism in Eukaryota, Metazoa, Chordata, Mammalia, Carnivora, Otariidae. The transcript is spliced from 13 exons. Bases 145 to 1551 code for a protein of 468 amino acids.
GGAUCCUGAGCUGGACAAAGGAGGACGCAGAGGCCGGCGGCCUCUUCGCAAAGAAAGAUUGCACCUCUGCAGCCGCCGUAGCCUAGCCGGAAAUGUGGUUCUGCCACGUUUCGCGCCUAGAGGUCCGGAAGGACGAGUUCUGAGAUGGCUGAAGGCAGGAUCCCCGGGGCCCAGCUGUGCUCCGAGCAGUUCGGUUCCGGGGCGGCCCGGGGCUGCCUCGCCGCCGCCGAUGGGAGCCUGCAGUGGGAGGUUUCGGGGUGGCGCUGGUGGGGGUUCUCUGGGCCCUUCACAGCAAAACCCCAAGGACGGGGUGGCGGCGCCGGGGGCACUCCCGGGACUGCUUCACCACGUCUCUCCGGUCUCAUGGCCGUGUUCCUGCCGCAGGGCUUCCCCGAUAGCGUCAGCGCGGACUACCUGCCCUACCAGCUCUGGGAUUCCGUGCAGGCCUUUGCUUCCAGCCUCUCAGGCUCCCUGGCCACCCAUGCAGUCUUGCUGGGCAUAGGGGUGGGGAACGCAAAAGCUUCUGUUUCAGCUGCCACUGCCACCUGGUUGGUGAAAGAUUCAACUGGCAUGCUGGGCCGCAUCAUCUUUGCCUGGUGGAAGGGGAGUAAACUGGACUGCAAUGCCAAGCAGUGGAGGCUUUUUGCUGAUAUCCUCAACGAUGUAGCCAUGUUCCUCGAGAUUAUGGCUCCCAUAUAUCCAGUCUUUUUCACCAUGACCGUCUGUACCAGCAACCUGGCCAAGUGCAUUGUGAGCGUGGCUGGUGGGGCCACUCGGGCUGCCCUGACCAUGCACCAGGCCAGGAGAAACAACAUGGCUGAUGUGUCAGCCAAGGAUAGCAGCCAGGAGACAUUGGUAAACCUGGCAGGGCUCCUGGUCAGCCUCUUGAUGCUUCCCCUGGUGUCAGCUUGCCCUAGCUUCAGCCUCGGUUGUUUCUUCUUCCUCACUGCCCUUCACAUCUACGCCAACUACCGGGCAGUCCGAGCCCUUGUCCUAGAGACCUUGAAUGAAGGCCGGCUCCGGCUGGUCCUGAAGCACUUCCUUCAGAGGGGAGAGGUACUUGGCCCCACCUCAGCUAAUCAGACGGAGCCACUGUGGACAGGUUUUUGGCCGUCUCUGUCUCUAUCCCUGGGGGUCCCCCUACACCGCUUGAUCUCCAGUGUCUUUGAACUGCAACAGCUGGCUGAGGGACACCAAGAACCCUACCUCCUUCGCUGGGACCAGUCACAAAAGCAGGUGCAAGUUGUUUUGAGCCAGAUGGCAGGCCCUGAAACCAUCCUAAGGGCUGCCACACAUGGACUGGUGCUUGAAGCCCUGCAAGGAGAUGGGCCCCUCCCAAGAGAACUGGAGGAACUGAGGAACCGAGUACGGGCAGGUCCUGAGAAAGAGAGCUGGGUCAUCGUCAGGGAGACACACCGAGUGUUGGACAGGCUGUUCCCAGAGUUCUUGAGAGGACUGCAGGGUGCAGGCUGGAAGACUGAGAAGCACCAGCUAGAGGUGGAUGAGUGGAGGGCCACGUGGCUUCUCUCUCCGGAAAAGAAGAUCUUGUGAGCAGCCCAGAUAGAGGCCCAGGUCCCAGGAUAGGAGCCUGGAGCAAGCACACUUUGGCCACAGCAGGAUGUGGGAACAGCGGCUUUAUUUUCGCUUAGGGGAACUGCUGUGGCAGUUUGGCCAAGGCCUCAUGGGCUAUAACUGCCAGUCAGAUGGACAGGGCCCCCAGACAGAGAUGAAGUGGCGAGAAGGGGAACCAGGGCCUACCCCCUC